AUGGCAAAUCCUUUAUUAACAAUUCUCCUGGCAGGAUAUGCUGCCAUUUUAAUAACUGUUACAGAAAGUGCCGCUAUAAUAGAAAAUCCCAAAUUAAAUGAUCUAAGUAAAGGUGAAGAUGGUUUCCUGGAAUUGAGACCAAAUGGAAAUUUGAUAUUGCGUGGUGCUGUAGAACAAUCGCCGAAUACCCUGCAACAGGCCCUGCUAUUCAAAAGUAUCCUAAAUGCAAUACGUGCUGUACCGGGAAAUACUCUAAAUGAGUUGAGUGUAAAAAUCUAUGGAGAGGGUGUUGAACAUAAAUUUCCACCAUUUUUGGAAAGGGUCAUCCAACGUAUACAAACAUAUUUUUCGGUAUAUAAAUAUACGGAUACCACUGAACCGUUGCCGGUUAAAUAUAAGCCUCUGAAUGAUACCCUCUACGAUGAAAUCGAUGUGACAUUGAGUAGUGACGAUGUUGAGUUGGUCAAAAAUAAGACCGGCAAACCACCAGAGGAGACAACAGUCAUGACAACGUCGUCAUCGACGUCGUCGUCGGCAGCAACAUCAACCGCAGCCGUCGCCACAACAGGUACAGUGCCAGCAACAACUUUGAUUGUCACAACCAACCGUGAUGAUAGCUGGACAACCAAGCCGUUACCGGCCUUUUCGGGCGAUAGUUAA
Molecule: messenger RNA, 660 nt
Organism: Musca vetustissima
Lineage: Eukaryota; Metazoa; Arthropoda; Insecta; Diptera; Muscidae
Product: probable serine/threonine-protein kinase tsuA
Exons: 2
Coding region: 1-660 (219 amino acids)
Source: RefSeq, a predicted model, not a curated record